Messenger RNA from Baudoinia panamericana UAMH 10762, 3278 nucleotides. RefSeq lists its product as uncharacterized. Bases 114 to 3278 code for a protein of 1054 amino acids. Gene Ontology annotation, cellular component: GARP complex. The record is from RefSeq and is a predicted model, not a curated record. Gene Ontology annotation, biological process: retrograde transport, endosome to Golgi; Golgi to vacuole transport. The transcript has 2 exons. Gene Ontology annotation, molecular function: syntaxin binding. Lineage: Eukaryota; Fungi; Ascomycota; Dothideomycetes; Mycosphaerellales; Teratosphaeriaceae.
AUUCAUUAAUCAAUUCUAGGUCCGGCAAUUGUGUAUCCUACAAUGCAACAUACGCCCUUUGAGGCCUAGACACUCCUCAUGAGGCCGUGUACUUCACUCCCUAGCAGCCCGUCAUGGCCUCGCCUACUCCCCGUUUCUCCAUAGAUACCUCGGCCACCACACCCACUUCGCCCACAUUCCCUCGCUCAGGCUACCCUUUCCCGGAUUCACUACAUCGCCAGAACACGGCCAACCGCUAUGCGCCGAGACGAGGCAGUAGCGCGAGCACACUUUCGCUUCAAUCCAUAGGCGGCAGCUUGGAUGUCAACAGCAAUCACCGAAGAACCAGCAGUAGCGUGCGCGAGACGAGCCAGAAUGCCAUAUCCACACUGCUGCAGCCGCCAAUCACCCGGACGGGCUUACCACAACACAACGCGCCUCCUCCAGGCUACAGAGCACCCACAACCCGCGACAUACCGCCCGUAACAUUGACAAACAUCCCUCACGUGCCGCCGGAGAACUUCCGAGACUACCUAACUAGGAUUGGGCCACUUUUUGAAAGCUUCAAGCGCGGACGUAUCGAACCAGAGCAGCCGGCAUGGCUGAAGAAGGACACGGAGCUGGAGAAGACGGAUCGCUUCGCCGAGGCGCUGGAAAGGCGGUUCAGCAGAGACGGCUCGGUGUCUCCUGCUACCCCACGACAGCCUUCUUCUGCCACUCUUUCACCGACACCGGAAACGCCUGGAGGGCCAGGAGGGCAUAAGCGAAAGACAUCGGCAAACAUCAGACGCAACCGCAACGAACCAACACCUCUAUCUACAAUCCCGAGCGUCUACUUCGACGAAGACUUCCACCUCGAAAACCCGCGCACCUUUGACGUCGUCUCAGAACGAGCAGAGAUUGUGCGUCCACCGCUCGGCCAAUCUUCACCCGACCCGAAAGCGGCCAAUGGCGCACCGCAUCCUCCGCGAAAAGCACUGGCCACUAAUGCGAUCUUGCAGGAGAAGUUGAGUUGGUACAUGGAUACCGUAGAAGUCCACCUAAUCAACAGCAUCAGCACGGCCAGCACGGGCUUCUUCGCCGCCCUGGGAAGUCUGAAGGAGUUGCAGACGGAGGCGGAGGAGAGCGUGGCGAAGAUUCAGAGUUUGCGGGAGGACCUAAGAAAGUUGGAUCGGGAGGUGGCGGUGGGUGGGUUGGAGGUGGCGGCGAAACGGAGGAGGCGUGCGAAUGUUCGGAAAUUGGCGAAAGCGACGGCGCAGGUUGAGAGGGUUGUGGAGGAGGUGAAGAGGGCGGAUGAGUUGGUUGAUGAGGGUUGCUAUGAUGAGGCGGCUGAUCAGAUGGAUCGAAUUGGGAGGUUGGUUUGCGGGCGGGCUGAGCCGGGAAGUGGCGGCGAGGAUGGCGAUCUGAUGGAUCUGAGACCGUUAAAGGCGCUGCAAGGGCUGGACGCUGGACUGCAAGAACUGCAAUACCGUAUUGGUGCAGGCUUUGCUCAACGCUUCACCUCGAUCUUGAUGGACGACGUACGCCAGCACGGUGAAAGAGUACCGAAGUCGGACACUCUGAAACGAUGGUCACGCCAACGAGGUAUACCACCACUGUACAUGGAAACGAACGAUCCUUUCCGCCAAGAUCUUCUCGCGGCACUCAAGGGGCUCAAUCGCGCAGGGUAUACGGCCGCCGCAACGACUGCCUACCGAGACGCGGUACAGAGGGAGAUGAAGGCCAUCAUACGCAAACACCUACCCAGCAGCAGCGACGACGACGCGGAUAGUAUGGUGUCCACCUCUACCCGCGGAGGCGGUAAGUUGAGCCAGCAGGAGAAAAGCACGAUCCUAGCGCGUAACUUACGUGCAAUGGACGCGGAGGAUGCGGAGAAAUUGCUCGUCCACAUCUACACCGCUAUUGGAGAGGCAUUGAGGAGGAUCAGUACGCAGACGAAGGUGUUGCUGGAUGUGACGAGUAGUAUGCAGCCUGCCUCUACCCCGACACCCCCCAAUGGCAGCGCCCACCCCAACAACGACGUGCAACAAGACGAACUGUCGCAAGCCCUCGACCUCUCCAGCCUCCUCGGCCAAGCCGUCGACUCCGCCCAGACCCAACUCACCAAGAUCCUCAAAGUGCGCAACGAGCAAGCCGUCCGGCUCUCCCCCGAGCGGUUCGUGCGGUAUUUCACCCUCAACCGCCUUUUCGCGGACGAAUGCGAAGCCGUUUCUGGCCGAGGCGGGCAGGCGCUUAAGGGGUUGGUGAAUGCGCAGGUCUCCGGGUUUGUGCAGGUGCUGGGGACGGCGGAGUCGGAGAGGAUUGCUGGGUUGUUGGAUCGGGAUGAUUGGAAUGCGAAGGAUUUUGGUACCAAUGAUGAAAAACUGUUGCAGAGGGUGUUGGGGGGGAUGAGUAAGGAUCCGGUUGAGUGGGGACGGAGCGUGCGCCCGGUGUGGGAAGAGGUUGGUGGGGCGGUGGAGGAGGCGGUGGUAGGGGUGAAUGGGGAGGGGAAGGGGAAGGGGAUGAAUGCCAAACCCGCCCACAUCGACGAAACGCGCUAUAUCCUCGUCGCCUCUGCCAUCGGCCUCCUUCCGACCAUUGAUUCCUUCCUCGCUCUUACCACACACUUAGGUCCUUCCAUGACGCCCGCCCUCGCCACCGCGUUGCUCGACGUAUUGCGGACGUUUAAUUCCCGCUCCAGCCAGUUGGUGCUCGGCGCGGGUGCGACAAGGGUAAGUGGGUUGAAGAACAUCACUACCAAGCAUUUGGCCCUGGCCAGUCAGGCGUUGAGUUUUGUGGUUGCGCUGGUGCCUUAUGUGCGGGAAUGUGUGCGACGGCAUUUGCCCGCCGCAAGUGGUGGGGGAGGAGGUGGAGGGGUGCUGGCAGAAUUCGACAAAACGAAACGCAGUUUCCAGGACCAUCAAAGUCAGAUUCACGACAAGUUGGUUGAGAUUAUGACGACUCGCUCCGCUAUCCACGUCAAAACGCUCCUUUCCGGCCCUACUGUCCUCCCGAACGGAGCAGAGGUGUCGCCGUAUAUGGACACCCUCACUAGGGAAACCCAAACGCUUCACCGCGUUUUGGCGAGGCAUCUGGCCGAAUUCGACGUGAGUCUGAUUAUGCGUAGGAUUUUCGACGCGUAUCGGGAGCAGUGGGUUAAGGCGUUUGGGGAGGUGGUGGUGGGGAGUGAGGAGGCGGGGAGGAGGUUGGUGAGGGAUGCGGAGGUCUUUGAGGCGAGGGUGGGAAGAAUUGAGGGGGGAGAGGGGUUGGGGAGGGAGAUUGUUGAGUUGGUUAAGGGAAGGGUGAGGAAGGGCGGAUAG